This is a messenger RNA of Zymoseptoria tritici IPO323, 408 nucleotides long. RefSeq lists its product as uncharacterized. Lineage: Eukaryota; Fungi; Ascomycota; Dothideomycetes; Mycosphaerellales; Mycosphaerellaceae. The transcript has 2 exons. The record is from RefSeq and is a predicted model, not a curated record. The coding region runs from base 1 to 408 and encodes 135 amino acids.
AUGUGUGACUUGAGCGACACCGCUCCGGGAACUCCGUCAUCCGGCGCUGAAGUCCUUCACGAGAAUCGAGGGGAGUGGUCGAUGGUGACUGCCUCUGCCUGCUGCGAAUUAUCGAGAGGUCCCGAGGAAGAACAAGUUGAACACUUCUCGCCAAACGACGCUGGACUCGCUAAGCAGGCAGAGCUCUGCGAGCGAAAGAUCCGGACGACGAUGCUGACGACGAGGAGAAGUUGCACGGAGUGUGGGAGAGGCGGUCCGCCGGGAGCUUAUCUGAGCAGAUCUUACUCCUACGAGCCUCCCGGCGUCCACAACAUCGAUCGGUUCCACGAAGCAGUGACCAGGACCUCAAUCGCCGAGACCACCCUCACACUGCCAAUUGGAAUCUUCUCGCAGCGCUCGGCGAAGUGA